CACCUCUCGCACCACCACCUGCCACGCUCCCGUUGCUCCCCGGGCCCGGCCGCCAUGUCCUCAGACGCUUCCUCCUCUGCGCAGCCGGCGUCCGACGUGCAGCGCAUCGAGGCCACGCGGGCAUCGCUGCGCAAUCUGCGCUCGCGCCUCGCAACCAUCGACCGCGUGCGCGUGGCGCUCUCCGCAGUCGACGCCGGCGAUGCGCUUCUCAUUCCGCGCGGCUCCAAGGUGCUGAUGCCCGCGCGGCCGGCGCAGGACGCGCGCGUGCGCAUCGAGGAGGAUGGCGUAGAGCGGGAGGUGUCGGCGGCGGAAGCGAUCGCGACGCUGAGCGCUCGCAGGACCGGGCUGGAGCAGGAGAUGACGCGCACGCGGCGGGAGCUGGACGGGCUGCUCCAUGGAUUUGCGCUGGAGAGGGAGCGUCCGGCGGCAGCGCCUGAGCCAGCGCCUUCCGCCUCGCCUAGCGCAUCAGCAGCCGAUCUGCCCUCGUCUGCCGCGGAUCUGGCCACGCUGCUGCGCUCGUCGCAGCUUGGCGGCGUGCAAGCCGGCACAGAGGUCGACGAGCGCGGGCGCGUGCUCAACGAGGAGGGCUUGCCGUUUGUCGACGUCGUCGAGUCCGAAGCAGAAGCGCCCGUCGCGCCCAGCGCGGUGCAGCCGGCCACGCAGCCCGAGACCGCGAUGGAGCGCGACGAGAAGAAGCGCUGGAUGGAUGAGGUAUUUGCGCGGCUCGAGCGCGAGGAGACGCACGCCUCAGACGACGAGUCGGCGUCAGAAGGCGAGCCAGCCAAGUCAUCAGACGACGACGAAGACGACGAUGACGGCUCGCAGCCGGGCGACGCUGCGCCGAGCACGCCGCUGCCGUCGGCACAGCGCCCGGCGCCGCUGCGCUCCGUGCUCAAGCGCACCAACUCGGCCGCCUCGAGCGGCGUGGCCACGCCAACGCCGGGCUUCCAGCGCGGCUUCCUCAAUCUCAACCCCAGCAGCCCCGGCCCGCAGCGCAGCAACGACCCGUUUCUCUUUGCCGCGGGCGUGCUGCCGACGCCUCAGACCGAGGCGCCGUCGCCCGCGCUGCCCGCUUCGGCGCCGACGUCUCCCGCGCCCAAGGGCCGCAAGAUGCGCUUCCUGAACCUCAACCCGAGCAGCCCGGGCGCCGACGGCGUGUCGUCGCCUCUCGACGCGGCCGGCGCCUCGACUACGCCCAUUGCCACAUCUGCAUCCGCCGAGAUGGCGCGCGCCUCGUCGUCGCAUGCACGCGAGUCAAGCACGUCCGCAGACGAAGACUCGACGCGGCUCACCCGCUCGCUCGAGCUGCCCGCGCGCCGCCGCAAGCAGGUGCGCAUCAAGUCGCCCGCACGGCCCGCGACGUCGGACAGCCCCGAGCGGCGGCACUUUGCGCGUGGCGGCCGUCCGCUCGCUCCGCCCGUGCCAUCGCGCAUUGACGAAAGCGAGCGGAAAGAUGCAGAGGAAGAGGCACAGAGGAUCGUGGAGCUGCUCGGGCCGGGCGUCGCGCGCGGGCAUCCGAAUGCGCCGCCCGAUCUCGACGCGUUGGAGCGUGCGAGGGCCGAAGACGAGCAGCAGCGGCUGCCACCACCGGUCCCGCCCCUGCCAAAGGGGCCGACGAUGAAGGACGCAGUGGUGGAGCGCAAGCCCGCCGCCCAGCCGCUCAUGCCGACCGCUGCGCCGUCGAUGUUCAAGCGCGGUUUUCUGAACCGUUAUGCAGCCGGGCCGUCCAAGGCUGCGCGAGAGCGGCAGCUGCCGGACGCGCCGCGGCGCUCACAGGGCAUGUCGGCCCUCGAGCGCGCAGGACAGGUCGACGACGACGAAGAGGCCAAGGGCCGGGCGCCGCUGCCGCAUGCACGGCCAAGCAAGGCGUUUGCAGAGCGGCUCGAGAAGCGGCGCGCCGGCGAGGCAGAGGCGCCAGAGGACGAGGAAGAUGCGCAGCAAGGCCGCGUGCGCUUCGCUGCGCCACAAGCCAUCGAGGACGAUCCGGGCGAUGUCUCACCGCCACCCGACGACGGCGAUCCACCAGAUGCCUCAUCCGACGAGGCGUGGAUGCUCUCGAGCGACGACGACUCGUCCAUCGACCUCGACGCGCUUGCGCCCUCGUUCGACGCGCUCGUCGACGACCUGCACUCUGCCGAGCUGGCACGCGAGUACGAGCUCGCCAAGGCGGGCCUGGCCGAGGCGCGCGAGCGCGCGGCGCAGCGCAUGCUGCUUGGCGGCAGCGACGCAAUGGACGACACCGAUGAGGAGGAAGACGGCACGGACAUUGUGCCGCCAGAGCGGCAGGAGGGCGAGCGGGUCAGCCGCUUCAAGGCCUCGCGCGUCGCGCGCGCAGCCGGCUUCGCAGGCGGCCGGAGCAGGGAACUGAGCACGCCGAGCCGCGAGGAGCAGGACCGUCGCGCCGACGAGGUGGGUCACGAGCUCGCACACAUGCUCGAGGACGCACAGAACGUCGGGCCGUCCGACGAUGCGGACACCCACCCGCCGGCACGCGGACUCGGCGCGCCGCCGCCGCGCGUCGCAAUGGUCAUCCCGACGCUGGCGCCUGUGCGGUACCCCAAGAAUGCACGCGAGCUGCUGCAGGGCGAGCGCCGCGGCCCCAUCGACCUCGAGGGCGAGAGCGAAGACGAGGACGCGCUGCAGGGCGUCAUGCGCGCGCGGCUCGAGGAGCAGGAGAUGCGCGCCGGACUGCCGAGGGAGAGCCGCACAAAGGCGCAGGCCGGACCGCCAGAGGUGCGCCCGGCCGCUGCGCCGCUACCCGAGGCUGCGCCCGACGUCGCGCCUGCUGCAAGCGUCGAGCCUGCGUCCGAGCGUGUCGAGCCUGCGCCGAAGCGUGUCUCGCGCUUCAAGGCCGCGCGGCAGUCCGCCCGCGACGCCUGAGUCACCCUCCCACACAUCAUUUCACCCUCUGCUGCGCAAUGCAUGUGAUGCACGUUCAUUGCUGCUCUAGCGCGGCGACCGCCUUGAGCAUCUCGGCGCCGAUGACGGCGGCCUCGUCGAAGCGCGGCGCAAAGAACGCACUUGUGCUCUCGAAGCGCCACUGAUACAGCUCAAAGUUGCCAAAUCGCACCGCCUGCGCCCAGCCGCGCGCGGCGACGACAAACUCGGUGUCGUCGGCACGAAAGUCGUGGUCAUGAAUGGCCGCGCGCACCGACGCCCGCACGCGUGCCGGCGAGCGGAAGAGGUACUCGCACACGCCGAUCCAGAGGCGGAAGAUGGGCGUGGCGGCGAGGUCGAGGUGCGCGUACGGGUCGAUGCGCAGCAGGUGCCAGCAGUCGACGAUGGCGAGCAGCGCGAGGUGCGAGUUCGGCGGCGGCGCGGGCGCGGGCGCCGAG
Molecule: messenger RNA, 3335 nt
Organism: Tilletiopsis washingtonensis
Lineage: Eukaryota; Fungi; Basidiomycota; Exobasidiomycetes; Entylomatales
Exons: 3
Coding region: 55-2880 (941 amino acids)
Source: RefSeq, a predicted model, not a curated record